AGUCUGCAGCCAUGGAGACACGCAGGGAUCAUUUCCCCUCACUUUGGCAUCUAAACGGCACACAUGUCAACAUUUGUAAAGAACAUGGUCACAGAACGUGCAGCAUGCUGCAUCUGCAACAGCGCUUGCAGGAGCUAAAGUGCAGAGAGUGCGUGGCCCGCCACAACAACAAAGAGCUGCUACAGCAGUUUGACAAAGCUCAGGACACUCUGAGAGAGAUGGUGGCUGCCACUGCUGCCAUGAAAACUGUGCGGCUGGAGUACGAGCAUCACUUGGAGGCCAGUGCUCCUUGUUGGCAGCAACAGAAGGAGGACACACAAGGUCAUCACACCACGGCACAACAGAAGCAUCUUCUCGCUGAGUCGGCACACCGUCCCGUACUCCCUGCAUUUCUUCAACAUGCCAUUGCCCCUGUGUCGCACCCCCAGUGUGGGCCCGGGCUAAAUGCAACAAGGUGGGCCUCUAAUCCAGAUAAUGGGCCCUGGUCCUCAGUCGGGAUGCCCUCAGGCUCUGAUGGUCACCUGUGCAUGGAGGACUCCCCAGCACACCAUGCUGGAACAUGCAGCUCUAGCAGUCAUUCAUCCCAGGAGCUGGAUGCUCCCUCAGUGCGUUCAGCCAGUGAGCAUGCAGAACAUGUCGGCAGCACAGUAUCAAGACCAGCGAGGACAAAGAAGAAAGGAAGCACCUUCGCAGAGAACAGAUGCAGCUCUCAGGGGUCAUCCAGGAGGUCCUCAGCUGCAGUGUCUGGAGGACAAUCUUCAUCGCGCAAAGGCAGCACCGAUACAAUCAGAAGAAAUGUCCUGGGACUUGCGCUUGGAUCUCCAAAGAUGAAGAACAAGGGAAAUGACCAAAAGAGUCCGACAAGUUCUUCUCUCAGGAAAUCUCCGGGUGAGGAUGCAGGGAGUGGGAGUCCUUUCAACCAAUCAGAAAGCAGAGAGCAUCCAGAGUGGGGCAGUGGAAGCAACAAGGCUGUGGGAAGCAAGGACCGCGAAGAAGAACUGGACAGUGGUGAGGAUGAAGAGACGUCACAAGGGGAUGAGAGCGAGGAGGAUGGUGAGGACCUUUCAGACGAGGUCAACGAGAAGGAUCCAGUUUCUUUGCAGGAAGAGGAAGACAACGUAGACGAUACUGAUGAAGAGGAGGAGAGGGAGGACGACGUAGACGAGACUGAUGAAGAGGAGGAGCAGAGGGAGGACGAUGUAGAAGAGACUGAUGAAGAGGAGAGGGAGGACGAGGUAGAAGAGACUGAUGAAGAAGAGAGAGAGGACAAUGUAGAAGAGACUGAAGAGCCAACAAGUGAAGAGGAGAGCGACUCAGAUGACAGCAUCAUCGCACCUUUGCAGAAAAGAGCUGAGAUCCCCCAAGAAGCUUCUGAUGGCAGGGAGGAGAGCACAAGGAGGUCUGAUGAAGAUUCCUCUGAUGUUUUUGACGACAAGAUAGAAAACCUCCUUGCUCCUCAGACACAGAAAAUCCAAGAAAAGGACGAAAAAGCAGAAGAGGAACACAAAGAAACUUGCAAUGUGAAGAUUUCCCCAGCAGAAACACACCGGCUGAGUGACUCUGAUGACUUUGACCAGUUUUAUGACUGACCUACCUCCGAGGAGAAGCAGAAGAGAUGAUGACAGCAGUAGCAGUGGUCAAGGUCAUGUACAGCAAGAGAUGAUGGCAUCAGAAGCAGUGGUCAAGGUCAUAUCCAGCAAGAGAUGAUGACAUUAGAAGCAGUGGUCAAAGUCAUGUCCGGCAAGAGAUGAUGACAUUAGAAGCAGUGGUCAAGGUCAUGUCCAGCAAGAGAUGAUGACAUUAGAAGCAGUGGUCAAGGUCAUGUCCAGCAAGAGAUGUGCUUCUCCAACAAAUACAGCCUUGAAGACAGCAAAACCUCAAACCCACAAAUGAUACUGUAUAGUACAUUAUACUGUAUAGUACAUUAUACUGCUAUAUAUAUAUAGUAUGGCCUUCAAAGCAGUGCUUUUAACACAACUUGCUUUGAAAAGUCAUUUAUGAUGCCAUGAAUGUAGAAGAAGAAUAAGCUAUUUCAUCAAAGUACAUCAUUGCCAUCCAUACAACAAAAUUGGGCAUGUAAAAAAGUGCCAAGUAAAAGGUUAGUAAGCACUUCUUUCAUCCGUUAAAAGAAAGCAAAGAAACGUUCUUACUCACUGGAUUAAAGUCCACACGGUCCUCUGAAUUGUGU
Messenger RNA from Nerophis ophidion (straightnose pipefish), 2188 nucleotides. Its product is annotated as dentin sialophosphoprotein-like. The record is from RefSeq and is a predicted model, not a curated record. The coding region runs from base 12 to 1589 and encodes 525 amino acids. NCBI's taxonomy places the organism in Eukaryota, Metazoa, Chordata, Actinopteri, Syngnathiformes, Syngnathidae. The transcript is spliced from 8 exons.